Messenger RNA from Rhinichthys klamathensis goyatoka, 1968 nucleotides. RefSeq lists its product as uncharacterized. The transcript has 4 exons. Lineage: Eukaryota; Metazoa; Chordata; Actinopteri; Cypriniformes; Leuciscidae. The record is from RefSeq and is a predicted model, not a curated record. Bases 47 to 1909 code for a protein of 620 amino acids. Gene Ontology annotation, molecular function: structural molecule activity. Gene Ontology annotation, cellular component: intermediate filament.
CGCGUGAAAAGGGAUGAGUGGCCACAAAUGCAAAGGCAUGGAAUGAAUGAGCUCUCUCCUGGGACUCUGUCUUUUUGCUCAGGGUUGCAGGUUUCCCCCUCCACCACCGCCCCUGCGUCAGAUGAUGCUCGCGGUCUGUGCCUAUAAAAGAUGCCGGUGUGACAACCCGACCGGCACUCUCCUUCUCUCUUUCUGUCUUCCCACAUCCACACACUUCACUCACUCGGUCUGUGAUCUUGAGCAUUUCAGCAUGAGUUAUUCCGGCGACAUGUACACGAGCAGCUCAUACAGGAAGAUUUUUGGAGAUGCGCCACGGCGCGUCCCCGUGGGCAGCAGCCCGUCCCGGGUGAGCUACCGCUCCGCUCCCCAGCAGCAGCACCACCGCACCUACGGCUCUCCAUCCCCCAUGAUCACAUCCUCAAGUUACCGGACCAAACUCGGAUCCGGCCGCGGCGUUGGCUACCAGACGGAUACCGUAGACCUGACGCAGACCACCGCCGUCACCAACGAGCUGAAGAUCAUCCGCACCAACGAGAAGGAGCAGCUGCAGGGCCUGAACGACCGCUUCGUGACGUUCAUCGAGAAGGUGCACAACCUCGAGCAGCACAACAAAGUUCUGGAGGCGGAGGUCGCGCUUCUGCGCCAGCGCCACAACGAGCCGUCGCGCCUGCACGACCUCUACGAGCAGGAGAUCCGCGAGCUGCGCGGCCGUGUCGAGGAGAUGACACACGAGAAGAGCCAGAUGCACCUGGAUUGCGUGCAGAUGAACGAGGCGCUCGAGCGCGUCAAGGAGAAGCUGGACGAGGAGACCCGGCUGCGGGAGGAGGCCGAGAACAGCCUGAAGGGAUACCGCAAGGACGUGGAUGACGCCACGCUGUCCCGCCUGGAGCUGGAGAAGAAAGUUGAGUCCCUGCUGGAUGAGAUCGCGUUCCUCAGGAAAGUGCACGAGGAGGAACUGCAGGAGUUACAGGCGUCAAUUCAGGCCACCCAGGUGUCUGUCGAGAUGGACGUCAGUAAGCCUGACCUUGCCGUGGCCCUGAAGGACAUCCGUGCCCAGUACGAGACUCUGUCUUCCCGGAACCAGCAGCAGGCAGAGGAAUGGUACCGCUCCAAGUUUGUCACCGUGACGGAGGCGGCGGCGCGCAACAACGAUGCUCUGAAGCAGACCAAAGAUGAGCUGUCCGAGUACCGUCGACAGCUGCAGUCCCGCACCCUGGAGAUCGAGUCCCUGAAAGCCCAUAAUGAGUCCUUAGAGAGACAGCUGGGUGAGAUGGAGGACCGCCACAACAACGAGAUCGGCGAGAUGCAGGACACCAUUCAGGAGCUGGAAUCUGCUCUUCGGAGCACAAAAGGUGAGAUGUCCCGCCACCUGCGGGAAUACCAGGACCUGCUGAAUGUCAAGAUGGCACUGGACAUUGAGAUCGCAGCCUACAGGAAGCUGCUGGAAGGUGAGGAAUGCCGUCUGAGCUCUGUGAGCGGAGCCAUGUUGCAGUCCGCCUACUCUUAUCCAUCGAGCCGCACUUAUGCCCUGAGCUCCUACAGGAGGAGCGUAGCCAAACCUGAGACAGAGGAAGAGGAAGAGCAGGAAGAGGAGGUGGAGGAGGAGGAGAAGGAAGAAGGAGAGGAGGAGGAGGGAGCAGAGGAAGGAGAGGAGGCCGAGGAAGGAGAAGAACAGGAAGAAGGAGGCGAUGAGGAGGAGGAGGAAGAGGAGGAGGAUAAGAAGGAAAAGGAGGAUGAGAAGAAGGAAAAGGAAGAAAAGAAGAGUCCAAAGGAGAACGAGAAGGAGAAAGAGAAAGAAAAGGAGAAAGAGAAGGAAAAGGAGAAGAAGAGCGAUAGCAAGGCAGAUAGCAAGAGUGAAAAGGGGGACAGUAACAAAGGCGAAAAGGCCGCUCCGGUUAAGAGCAAGUAAAGCUGCGUAUCAUCACUGCUUCCGCCACAUCCGUCUGGACACAUCCCUCCAUGUCCCCA